UGUGUAAUAUUCUGUGUAUUCCUGUGUUGUGUAUUUGCACAGAAUGGAGUUGUCCUUUUAAAACAGACGUGAGCAGCAGCGCAGGAAGCCUCAAGCUUGCGAACUACGACUCCCAUAAUUCCUUGCUGCCUUGCUCUCAGUUCGGUACCAGCAACGUCAGCUGAGAGUGCCUCAGCUACAGCCCUGCGCGAAGUGUUUACCGGGGAAACAUGGAGGUGACAGCCGCGCGCCGUUCGUUUCUUUGCGACAUCGGUUUCUGGGCAGACCGGACUGCCCUGCAUGAAGCAGCGUCCCAUGGCAGGGCUCUACAACUAAAACAGCUGAUAGAAAGUGGAGCAUCAGUCAACAUGGUGACAGUGGACAACAUCACUCCCCUACAUGAAGCCUGCAUAAAGGCGCAUCCUGUCUGUGCCCGGCUGCUGCUGGAGGCUGGAGCCCAGGUGGAUGUGCGGACCAUUCACGGCAGCACUCCUCUGUGUCACGCCUGUGCUUCUGGCAGCCUGGAGUGUGCCAAGCUGCUUUUGGAGUACGGGGCCAAAGUUAAUCCAUCGCUCACAGCUCUCACCGCCUCGCCGCUCCACGAGGCCUGCAUACAAGGUAAUGUUGAAGUAGUGAAGUUGAUGAUAGCCAGCGGCGCCCAGCUGGAGGCGUAUGACGUCCACUUUGGUCCACCCCUCCACAUCGCAUGUGCUAAAGGACACGUGGACUGUGUCAAGGAGGUGCUUAGUGCAGGUGCCAAUGUGAAUUCAGUUAAGUUCCACGAGACAGCUUUACACCACGCAGCACGAGUCAACAUGGUGGACAUGAUCGAGCUGUUGGUGGAGUUUGGAGCCAACGUGUAUGCCAGUGAUAACCUGGGAAGAAAGGCCGUAGACUACACAACACCUGUGUCUCCUGCUUACACCUGUCUCACGUUUUAUGAAAGUAAUCCUCUGAGCCUGCAGCAGCUUUGCAGGAUUGCAGUGAGGAUGAUGCUUGGUACCAGAGCCUCACAGGUCAUAGAUCAGCUGGACAUAUCCCGCCGCAUCCACAGCUACCUCCAGUACUGUGAUCAUCCCACAUCACUAGAGUGAUACAUGAAUGGAUCUAUAACAUAUCUUAAAAAGAACCAUUAUGGACAACAUAUGUGCUUGUAAUUUAAAAAAUAUGAUUUGAUUAUCCACCAUAUUUCUUGAAUCAGGAGACUCAUUGUGAUUCCAAGUUGAUGUCAACAUUCAUGUAUGUAUUAUCAUGUAAUGCUGUGAAUCAUCUAGCGCAUGUAUCCUGACGUAGAAUAAAUAUUUAUUGCGUU
Molecule: messenger RNA, 1291 nt
Organism: Scatophagus argus
Lineage: Eukaryota; Metazoa; Chordata; Actinopteri; Scatophagidae
Gene: asb13a.1
Product: ankyrin repeat and SOCS box containing 13a, tandem duplicate 1
Exons: 6
Coding region: 210-1073 (287 amino acids)
Biological process (GO): intracellular signal transduction; positive regulation of protein catabolic process; protein ubiquitination
Molecular function (GO): protein binding
Source: RefSeq, a predicted model, not a curated record